Molecule: messenger RNA, 2937 nt
Organism: Drosophila subobscura
Lineage: Eukaryota; Metazoa; Arthropoda; Insecta; Diptera; Drosophilidae
Gene: smid
Product: nuclear valosin-containing protein-like
Biological process (GO): ribosome biogenesis
Cellular component (GO): nucleus
Molecular function (GO): RNA binding; ATP binding; preribosome binding
Source: RefSeq, a predicted model, not a curated record
CGUCGCUUGCUUUUGCGAAUAUGAAGAAAUCCAAGCCUCUGCUACACGACCAUUUGAUUACGAUUCGAGUGAAAAAGUAUUUGGAGGAGCACAUUGGCGAGACGUAUCUGGAUGUGAAGCUGAUGACCAAGGAGUUGAUGAGCAAAUAUCCAGAAUAUUCGCGACGCAAAUUUGGACCAUUCAGGCAACUAGUGCAUCAAGCAUUUAAAAUAAUCUCGGACAGUUAUAACUUGGACCAGGUAAGCAGCUCGGAGGAAGAGUGCCCCAGCGAAGAGUCAGAGCCGCCACAGAACAGUGUCAUGAACAACAUGAUGAACAGCCUGUACAGUCAGUCGCGCAAGUCGCUGGCCAACAAGCCAAGCACGGAGCCCAUUGACAUAUCCAGCGGCGAUGAGGGUGAGGAUGAUGCACCAUCCACCACCAAUGCAAAUGGAGAUGCUGCACAGGCACCGCCACCGCCCAUCAUCAGCAGCAAUACGCUGAAACGCAUCAUGAGCGAUGAGGGAGAAGCCAAUACAGUGGCGGCCAAAAAAGCAGUUAAACCAAGCACCAAUAUCAUUCAAGGACCUGGCCAGGAACCAGCACAAAAGUUCAAUUCGGGCUCCGGCAAGAACCACUCUGAUGGCUGUUCACGCAAGGAUCAGCGCAACUCCUCGAUGCUUUACCAGCAGCUGCAAAAUCAAUCGCCAUCGAGUCGUCCGCGCAAGAACAAAAGGGAGCUGGAGCUGCAGCAUAUCACUGAAAGUUUCCGCGACAUUGGCGGCAUGGACGGCACACUGAAGGAGCUCUGCGAGAUGCUCAUCCACAUCAAGUCACCGGAGUUUUACUUCCAGUUGGGGCUGCUGCCCGCCAGAGGUUUGCUCCUGCACGGUCCACCCGGUUGUGGCAAAACCUUUCUGGCGCGCGCCAUUAGUGGGCAACUGAAAAUGCCGCUGCUGGAAGUGCCGGCCACAGAGCUUAUAGGUGGCAUCUCCGGUGAGUCGGAGGAGCGCAUACGCGACGUUUUCGAGCAGGCCAUGGACUCGUCGCCCUGUGUGCUCUUCAUCGAUGAGAUUGAUGCCAUCGGUGGCAAUCGCCAGUGGGCGGCCAAGGACAUGGAGCGUCGCAUUGUCUCGCAGCUGAUUAGCAGCCUGGACAACCUGAAGGCCACGGAGUUCGGGCAGUCUGUGGUGGUGAUUGCAGCCACCACGCGUCCCGAUGUGCUCGAUCCUGGACUGCGUCGCAUCGGACGCUUUGAUCAUGAAAUUGCCAUACACAUACCAUCGCGCAAGGAGCGACGGGAGAUCAUGCGCAUUCAAUGCGAAGGUUUGUCCGUUGACCCCAAGCUCAACUACGAUAAAAUUGCGGAGCUAACGCCCGGCUAUGUGGGCGCUGAUUUGAUGGCUUUGGUCUGCCGUUCCGCCGCCAUUGCCGUGCAGCGGCGUUCCAUGAAGAAGUUCAGGGAGUUGCAUGCGGCCAGCGAGAUGAACAUGACCACGGUGACGCUGGAUGAUGAUGAACCCAAUGAUGUGUCGAUUGCAAAGGCCAAGGAGGAGGCUGAAGCCAAGAAGGAGGACGACAAGGCCGACGGUGACAAGGCGGACAAAGACAAGUCGCAGGUGGAGGAGGAGAAAGCAGAUGGCGACACUGAGAAAGGUGCCGAAGGAACUACAAAUGGCCAGACGCCCGACAAACCCUCCGACGCAGCCAUGGAAGUGGAUGAAGUGCCGCCGCCCCAGAAACAGAAGCAACAGCAGCAGGAGUCAACCGCCAAUGAUUAUUACGAGCCCACUUUGGCCGAGUUGACCAACUUUCUGGACAAUCCACCGGAAGAGUUCUCCGAUCCGAAUUUCUGUCUCACUUUGGAGGACUUUUUGGACGCCAUCAAGGUCAUGCAGCCAUCGGCGAAGCGUGAAGGUUUCAUCACUGUGCCAGACACCACCUGGGAGGAUAUUGGUGCGCUGCAGGACAUCCGUGAUGAGCUGAAGCUCGCUGUGUUGGCGCCCGUUAAGUAUCCCGAGAAACUCGAGCGCCUUGGGCUGACGGCACCUUCGGGCGUGCUGCUGUGCGGUCCACCAGGCUGCGGCAAGACGCUGCUGGCCAAGGCCAUAGCCAACGAGGCGGGCAUCAACUUUAUAUCGGUGAAGGGCCCCGAGCUGAUGAAUAUGUAUGUGGGCGAGAGUGAGCGUGCGGUACGCGCGUGCUUCCAACGCGCACGCAACUCGGCGCCUUGUGUCAUUUUCUUUGAUGAGUUCGACUCGCUGUGCCCCAAGCGUUCGGAGGGCGGUGAUGGCAACAAUUCGGGCACGCGCAUUGUCAACCAGCUGCUCACCGAAAUGGAUGGCGUGGAGGAGCGCAAAGGCGUCUACAUUCUGGCCGCCACCAACAGGCCGGACAUAAUCGAUCCCGCCAUACUGCGUCCUGGACGUUUGGACACCAUCCUCUAUGUGGGUUUGCCUGAGCAGAAUGAGCGCGCGGAAAUCCUCAAGGCAACCACCAAGAAUGGCACGCGUCCUGCUAUGGCCGAUGAUGUCGAUCUGGAUGAGGUGGCUGCUGAAACCAAGGGUUAUACCGGCGCCGAUUUGGCUGGCCUCGUCAAGCAGGCUUCCAUGUAUGCGCUGCGUCAGUCGCUCGCCGAGGAUGACAACAAUUUGGAGGGUUUGUGUGUGCGACGGCAGCACUUUAAGGAUGCACUGAAGCAGCUGCGUCCGUCUGUCAGUGAGCAGGAUCGCAAAGUAUACGAAAAGUUGCGCCAGAAAUAUGCCGCACCGCGUGUGCCCAUUGCUAAGUAAAUCUCAACAAAUCAUUCAAUUUGUUGUUAAUUAGUCGUUAAACAUACACAAACAACAAGCCCCACAACAACCCAUCAAUAUUAAGAGCGAAAACAAACGAGGAAUUCCCCCACACAGAAACAUCCCAUUUAAACCACGAAAUAAAAGCCCAAAGCUAACGGUACAA